UUCAAGUAUCAAGUCCAUUUACUCAUUGGAUCGACUCGCAACUGUUCAGUAUUAUUAUUUAUUUUGAUCUGUGUGGUAACGUUUGAAUAUAUUUUUCAAAGUAAGGGUGUAUUUUUAUUAGCAGGUACAGCUAUGAAGGGGUUGGUGGUAGUUUUUGGGGUUUUUCUUGCCCUGAAUUUCGAAAAUGAAGUGUCGGCUGGCUGGAAGGGUUGGAAAGGGGAGAUAGACUGGUGGCAGAACACGAUUAUCUAUCAGAUUUAUCCGAGGUCGUUCCAGGAUUCUAACGGGGAUGGUAUUGGAGAUUUGAAAGGUAUUGAAUCAAGACUAGACCAUCUGAAAGACACAGACAUAGGAACGUUCUGGAUGUCACCCAUCUUCAAAUCACCCAUGGCCGAUUUGGGAUACGAUAUUGCCAAUUACACAAAUGUGGAUCCCAUUUUUGGAACCAUACAGGAUUUCAAGGAUCUGAUGAGAAAGGCUAAAAAGAAAGGUCUGAAGGUUCUCAACGAUUUUGUUCCCAACCACUCGAGUGAUGAAUGCGAAUGGUUUAAGAAAUCGAUAAAGAGAAUCGAGCCCUAUACUAACUACUAUAUCUGGAAGGACGCUAAACUUGUAGAUGGGAACAGGACUGUGCCUAACAACUGGCAAAACCUUUUCGGGACAGGAAGUGCUUGGGAAUGGAACGAGGAAAGAGGUCAAUACUACUACCAUAACUUCCAUAAGAAACAACCCGACCUCAAUUACAGAAAUGAAACUGUUAUUGCAGCUAUGGAGGAAGUAAUGAAGUUCUGGCUGGACCUGGGUGUGGAUGGAUUCCGUAUGGAUGCUCUCAAAUACAUGGUGGAAGACAAGGACUUCAGAGACGAGAUCAUGAUCGAUGAGGAUGGACCCGUCACUUAUGACAACAUGUACCACAACAUGACUUCCGAACUACCAGAAACAAUUGCCAUCAUCAAGAGGUGGAGAAAGUUCAUAGAGAACUAUCGGCUCAAUGCUGAGGAGAAACAUACUAGGUUGAUGUUAGCAGAGGUAUACGCGGACAUAGAUCACACGAUGUCAUACUAUGGCACCAACGAGGAGCCCGUGGCUCAUAUGCCGUUCAACUUCUUCCCGAUCACAGAUCUGACUUUCGCCAGCAAUGCCUCUGCAUUCGAGGCUGUCAUCAAGAAGUGGAUUGACAACAUGCCCGACGGUUGCUGGCCUAACUGGGUUAUUGGAAACCACGACAACUACCGUGUAGCUACCAGGAUGGGCGAAGAGAUGGUAGACAUGAUGGCGAUGUUUACCAUGCUGCUACCAGGCACAGUGAUCACCUACCAGGGCGAGGAGGUCGGCCAAACCAACACCCUCGUGAGGCCAGACCAGUUCGUCGACCCCAACAACAAUGGGCCUGGCUCAGAGAUCAACCGGGACCCCCAGAGAGGACCGUUCCUAUGGGAUAGCUCUGACAAUGCUGGUUUCACGAAACAGAAGAAACCCUGGCAGCCGAUCAACCCCAACUUCUGGACGACAAACCUGAAGGCGCAAACCGAGGCGAAAUACAGCCACUACCAGGUCUACAGGAAGUUGGCUAAGCUGCGUCAUCAUCCGACCAUCCAGAGGGGAAGUCUGGAAACUCAUGUCAUUUCUCCAUGGGUCUUCUCGUUUGUACGUCGGCUCAAGGGAGAAGACACGAUUAUCGUAGUCCUGAACCUUGGAAGUGAAGGAGAGACAGUGGCCGUGGGAGAGACAAUCAGAGACCUGCCGGACACCCUCUCUAUUAUGGUGCCUAGUGUCAACUCCAUUCCUGAAACUGGAGUGAAAAUCAACUCCAGAGCUGACCGUAACAAGCCCGCACAUCUCCUGUUACUUCGUCCGAAAUCAGCUGUUGUCUUGACCGACGGAGAGGUCAAAGAGGAUGAUGAGAACUCCCAAUCGAGAACGAAGAACUCCGCUAGCAGCUCCCAAAAAUCUCUACCACUCAUCAUCUUGGCCACUCUAUCAAUCUUUGCGUCUAUGGCCAUCUGUGUCUCCAAGAACCUAUGAAGUCUGUCCAGUUUGUACGAAGCCAGAGAUUAGAAAUCACUUCUCUUAGACGAUAUUGGUUUUAUUUUCUUUUCUCUAUGGCGAUAAUUGGAACUUUUGAAAUCUUUACAGUAUGUACGAUACCAGGGAUUAGAAUUUAUUACUUCUCUUACAAGAGAUUAGUUUUUUUUCUCUUUGACGAUAAUUAGAACUUUUGAAAUCUUUACAGUAUGUACGAUACCAGAUAUAAGAAAUUAAUUCUGUUACAAGAUAUUGGUUUUCUUUUCUCUAUGACGAUAAUAAUCGAGGUCAAUACACACUCAGCUAUGUUUAGCUAGAGAUACGUCUUCGGAAGGCAUAGCCAUCCUAUCUCUCAAUUUUGUAUCCACAUAUAUUUUUAGCGUAGAGUAGCCAGGUGUGUCUCUGUACAUUUAGCUACGCUAAGCUGAAAUACAUUCUAUCUCUCAAUGUUAACCCUACAGAGACACACUUACUUCAUGCUAACACAGUAGACACACUGGGGAGUUGAACACCCCAAUUAAAUUUUGAUUUUUUCUUUGAAAAAUAUGAAAAAAAGGGUACUUAGACCAUACUUCAUCAUUUCUCAAUUAUUUUUGUGCCAAGUGCAUACAGAAAUCAAAAGUGAAGCACUGCUUAUCAAUAUCUCUUGAAUGUAUUUAAAUGGAAUAAAUGAGAAUCGAAGUUGAAUCUUGAACAAACUGGCAAUAAAAAUAGGAAAAAUGAAGAACAAUAUUUGAACAAAAAUAAACAAUUCACUUGAAUUUGUAAAAUAGUAAUGGUAAUCUCAGAUUUGAGCAGCUGGCAGUCUGUGAUCUAUGGUUUUGUUAAAUCAUGCUUUGUUGAACCAUGUUUUGUUAAACCAUGGUUUGUUGUGAUGAUUGUUUUAUUAAACCGUGCCUUCUUCUGAAGGUGGUUUAGUCGAAUAUGAUAUUUAUUGAUCUACAAUAUUAAAACCGUAUAUUCACGA
Molecule: messenger RNA, 2992 nt
Organism: Nilaparvata lugens (brown planthopper)
Lineage: Eukaryota; Metazoa; Arthropoda; Insecta; Hemiptera; Delphacidae
Product: maltase 2
Exons: 11
Coding region: 133-2025 (630 amino acids)
Biological process (GO): carbohydrate metabolic process
Source: RefSeq, a predicted model, not a curated record